Monoraphidium neglectum is the source of this 2484-nucleotide messenger RNA. Its product is annotated as peroxin-5. Gene Ontology annotation, biological process: protein import into peroxisome matrix, docking. NCBI's taxonomy places the organism in Eukaryota, Viridiplantae, Chlorophyta, Chlorophyceae, Sphaeropleales, Selenastraceae. The transcript has 9 exons. Gene Ontology annotation, cellular component: peroxisomal membrane; cytosol. Gene Ontology annotation, molecular function: protein binding. Bases 1 to 2484 code for a protein of 827 amino acids. The record is from RefSeq and is a predicted model, not a curated record.
AUGGCGCUCCGCACACUUGUGACGGGCAGCGACAUGUGCUCUGCGGGGGGCGACGGCGCGGGGCCGUCCAACGCUGUCGGCGCGCUGGUGAACCAACUCCUGGGUGGCGCCGCCAAGACGCAGGAGCAGCUGCGGGACCUGCCAGUGCACCAUGCGCCGCCGCAGCUGCACCAGGUGCCGCUCACGCCUGAGGCGGCGGCCAUGGCGGCGGCAGCUGGUUCCAGGGCCAUGGUCCUGCCGGGGCUGCCCCAGGGCGCCGUGGGCCCUGGGACGCUGGACGCACUGCUGGGGGGCGCUCCUCGCAUGGCGGGGCCCCCCGGGGCCGACGUGUCUGGCAUGGUGGCAGAGUUUGAGCAGAUGCAGCGCGCAGCGGGCCAGGUGCCCUUUGGGCCGCAGCCACCAGGCAGCGGUCCAAUGUUGGCCGCGGCCCCCCCAGCCGUGGCACACAACCUCAGGGCCUUCUUCUCAAGCGCAGGCGCCCGCACCGGUGCCCCGCAACCACUCGCACCCCUGGCGCCCGGAGCCCUCUCAGUGGCCGACCAGUGCCGCGUGCGCGACCGCUCCACCAUACUGGCGCGCCAGCUGUUUUCAGAGCAGGGCCAGGGCUUUGCCGAUGCCCAGGUGGCGCGGCUGCUGGAGUCCCUGUCAGUUGACCCGCGGCAGCUGCCAGGGGGCCUGGCCCACGUCCACGAUGAGGCCUGGCACGGCAUAUGGCAGCAGAGGCAGCAGGCGGGGCCACUGGUGGCCGCGGACGUGGCGGCGGCGCAGCAUGCAGCGGCGCUAGAGGCCGUGUGGCGGGAACAGCAGCAGCAGGCAGCACGGCCAUGGCAAAUGCCCCAUGUGCCGUCAACGGGCUGGGCUGAUGAGUUCGCGCAGAAAGGCUGGGCGGAUGAGUUUGAGCAGCAGCAGCAGCAGCAGCAGCAGAAGCAGCAGCCGGCGGGGCCGCAGUCGUGGGCAGAGGAGUUCACUCAUGGCGAGGGCGAGAAGUGGGCUGGAGAGUUUGAGGCCGCAGCCGCGGAGACCGCCGCGGCCGCGCGGCGCUCCGCCGGGCCAGGGGAGGCCAUGGCCGCCACGCGGCGCAUGGUGGAGGUGCUGGGCGCAGAUGCCGACCCCAAGAUGCGCAACAGCCAGUUUCUGCAGUUCCUGUCCAAGAUGUCGCGGGGGGAGCUGCUGCUGGAGGAGGGCGGCCUCAGGGAGGUGGACCCCGCGGCAGCCGCGGCCGCGCGGCAGUGGGCCGACGAGUUCGACGAGCGGCAGCAGCAGCAGCAGCAACGCAGUGCCGGCGGCACCGCGUGGGCGGACGACUUUGCGAGGCAGCAGCAGGCGCCGUGCGCGCAGCAGCAGGGGCAGCGGGCGGCGGGGGGCGACUGGGUGGAUGAGUUUGCGCGCGGCGUGGCUGACCUGGACAUCGGGGGCGACGCGGCCCAGGAGGACCUGGACGCAGCCUGGGCUGCCAUAGGGUCGGGUGCGGUGCCGCUGGCCGGCGCCGCGGACUGGGUGCGCGAGUUUGGCGGCGACGAGGCGGGCGCGGUGGGGGCGGCACCGGAGGAGUGGGACGCGCUGUACGCAGACGCGCAGCGCGGCGCCGGGGCGGCGGCGUCUGCGGCGGCGCGGGGGCGGGAGUACGCGUUCACCGACCCCAACCCGUUCCUGGGUGACCCCCAGGCCCUGGCCAAGGGCAAGGACCUGUUCAGGCGCGGCCUGCUGACGGAGGCGGCCCUGGCGCUGGAGGCAGAGGUGCGGGCGCAGCCAGGCAACUCCGAGGCAUGGCGGCUGCUGGGCACUGUUCACGCCGAGAACGACGAUGAUCAGCAGGCCAUAGCCGCCAUGGGCCGAGCCCUGGGGGCUGACCCCUCAGACCUGGGCGUGCUGCUGUCCCUGGGCGUGAGCCACACCAACGAGCUCGACCAGGCGGAGGCCGUCACACACCUCUCACGAUGGCUCGCGGCACACCCAUCCUACGCCGCAGCCGCCGCCGCCGCGGGUCCGCCCCCCGAGAGCAGCCAGGUUCUGAGCCACACGCUGCGCACCUUCAAGGCCGCCGCGGCCGCCCACCGCGGAGACUCUGAGCUGCUGAUUGCGACGGGCGUGCUGCAGCACCUGGGGCGCGACUACGACGGCGCCAUUGCGUCGUUCAGGGCGGCCCUGGACCUGGCCCCGGGGGACUACAGCCUGUGGAACAAGCUGGGCGCCACCCUGGCCAACCACAGCCACAGUGGUGAGGCCAUAUCGGCCUACCAGCGCGCACUGGACCUCAAGCCCAACUACAUGCGUGCAUGGACCAACAUGGGUGUGGCCUACGCCAACGUGGGCGACUACACGCGCUCAGCCGCCUUCUACGCACGCGCCCUGUCGCUCAACCCGGGGGCAGACCACGUGUGGGGCUACCUGCGCACCAGCCUGGCCUGCGCGGGGCAGACAGACAUGCUGGCCGCGGCGGACCGCCGGGACUUGGCGGCGCUGCAGGCAGGCCUGCCGCUGUGA